AUGGCAAGGAUUUUAGCUGCGUUAAGAGAAGCCACGUCAUCUUCAUCAUCAGCAGUAGCAUCAUCAUCUACAGUUGAUGGAACUCUUGCAAUGAUUUGCAUGGUUGUAGCUUCAGCGAUGAUCAUGUCCAUGAUAAUAUUUGCAUGUGGGCAUCGUCCAAAGAAGCAGAAGCAGCCACAAAAUGUAGCUUAUUAUGGUGCCGGUGGUUAUUAUCCAAAUACGGCAGCUGGGUACGGUGGUGGCGGCGGCCGUGGAGGAGGAACUGGAGGACUUGGCCUUGGUUUGGCAGCUGGUGCCGUUGCUGGACUUGCCGUCGGUGCUGCUGUUGUUGCUGCUGAUAAUAGUAUUGGUGGUGGCGGGUGCGGUGGGGGUGGGUGUGGUGGCGGCGGCUGUGGCGGUGGUGGUUGCGGCGGUUGA
This is a messenger RNA of Dioscorea cayenensis subsp. rotundata (Guinea yam), 417 nucleotides long. RefSeq names its product acanthoscurrin-2-like. The transcript has a single exon. The record is from RefSeq and is a predicted model, not a curated record. Bases 1 to 417 code for a protein of 138 amino acids. Lineage: Eukaryota; Viridiplantae; Streptophyta; Magnoliopsida; Dioscoreales; Dioscoreaceae.